UUUUAAUGCAAUUUCUAUCAAUAACUUUAAUCAGGCUAAUUUUUGCGUUUGUUAAAAAAAUUAAAAAAUUUAAAACUCUAUGCGAGUCCUCCAAAUCGAAAAUGACUUGGGACCGGAGCUCUUAUCUCUAUAACUCCUGCGAUUCCUAUUCCAACUACGAACACAGAAUCUCCUCUUCUCUAUAUAAGUAACACUUUUGCAAUCACAAUCUCUUCGAUUCUCUUUGUACGCUCGAGAUCUCUCUGGUUCUUCUUUAACAGAUCGCAUUCUUGAUUUCUUGCAAUCCAAGCUAUGGCGGAUGAUAAUGGCAAAAACCCUAUGCCCAACGAUAGAGGCUACGAUACUCUUCUCACAGCGUUCAACAAUCUUAAACUCUACGCCAACUAUAACCAUCAAGAGCCUGGAGAAUCCGGCAACACCAACAUCAACAGCAACAACAACCACCCUAAUCCUCCUCUUCUCACAGCGUUCAAGAGUCUUAAACUCUAUGCCAACAAAAACAAUCAAGAACCUGGAGAAUCCGGCAACACAACCAUCAACAGAAAUAAAAACCACCCUAAUCCUCCUCUUGUCACUGCGUUCAACAACCUUGAACUCUAUGCCAACUAUAACCAUCAAGAACCUGGAGAAUCCGGAACCACCAACAUAAACAACAACAACCCUAAUCCUCCUCUUCUCACUGCGUUCGACAAUCUUAGACUCUACGCCAACUACAACCAUCAAGAACCUGGAGAAUCCAGCAACAACAACUACCCCAAUCUCAACGUUUAUAACGUUGGUCAUAUCUCCGCCGCUAGCUUCAACGCUCCUCCGUUCACUCCGUCGUCGUUGACCCAACCAGAUGAUUCUUCCUCCAGAUAUUCCGGCAAACCCUUCCCUCCUCCUCCUCUGAGUUUCGUGAGCCCUGGCGUCGACAAGGAUCGUAACUGGCUAUCAAGUCUGUUGGACAUGAUGACGUGUGCACAACGUUUCACUGAGUUCCAAAAGUACCUCCAAGAUCUCGAUACCUAUCCAACGGCUGAGAGGGAGAGCCAUCUGUUCAAGAUCGGAUCAGCGUUAACCACAACCAAACGCAUUUUCCUCCACUUGGCUACGAACCAAUACGGCUCACAAGCUUUACGUAUCCUCUUUAGACGCAGCCCUAGCUUAGACCAUCUCUUAUUCUGCGCCGUCGACACAAACUUCUUCUUGCUCAUGAGCGAUAAGUAUGGUCGUGGCUUGAUCAUCCCCGCUAUACGAGCCGUCGAUAAAACCAAGAAGGAGUCUCUCUACAAGCUCACUUACGAAUACACUCUGCACCUUGCCAGGCUAGAAACUGGAUGCCUUGCCCUAAACAAUGUGCUUCAGGAAAUCAGAGGCAUAUACAGAGACCUAAUCUUUGAGUGCGUCGCAAACAACGCAGAUUGGUUAUCUUUUGACCCCUAUGGAACACACGUUGUGCAGAACAUUCUGAUACUUCAGAAUCCGGUUGCAACAACCGCAAUCGCUGAGAGACUUCGUGGAAGUUUCUUCAGGUUAGCGAUGGAGAGACAAGGAAGCUAUGUGGUGGAGAAGUGUUUAAAAUCGGAUUUUGCGAGAGACCAAGUGUUGGAGGAGUUUAGAGGGAAUGCCAAAGAAUGGGUAAGAAUGACAACUGAUAAGUUUGGCAACUUUGUGGUACAGUCUGCGUUGAGAGUGAUGAAGGAGAAAGAGAUGAGACCACUGUUGAGAGAGUUUGUGGAGAAGCUAAGGCCUCACUUUGGGAAGAUGGAGAUUGGGCGUGGGAGGAACACACUGCGAGUGAUUCAAGAAGAAAUUGUUGGUUGGAUUAAUCAGUUACCAGAUAAAUCUGGAUAUGUGAACUGAUGAGUGCUUUUUGGUGUUUUUUAGUUAGUUGGUUUUCUGAUGGUUUUUCAUUGGUCUAGUCUAUCGUAGUGGUGUUAUGGUGUUUUUUGGUGUUUUGGCUUGUGUAAUAG
This is a messenger RNA of Arabidopsis thaliana (thale cress), 1955 nucleotides long. It is a transcript of the gene PUM21, whose product is annotated as pumilio 21. Gene Ontology annotation, cellular component: cytoplasm. Gene Ontology annotation, molecular function: RNA binding. The record is from RefSeq and is marked reviewed. The coding region runs from base 292 to 1845 and encodes 517 amino acids. The transcript has a single exon. NCBI's taxonomy places the organism in Eukaryota, Viridiplantae, Streptophyta, Magnoliopsida, Brassicales, Brassicaceae.